Messenger RNA from Durusdinium trenchii, 585 nucleotides. The record is from the annotation of a GenBank genome assembly. Lineage: Eukaryota; Dinophyceae; Suessiales; Symbiodiniaceae.
AUGGUCUCUUCGCCUUCUUCGUGGGAGGAUGAGGAUCUGAGAUUCCCGACACCGUUUGCGAUGAGGGUUUGCACGGCAGAUUCGAGCAAUUGUCAUUUCAAGAUGCUGGAGAAGAUUGGCUCCUACAAGGUGUUUGUGGCAUUGUGCGCCUCAAACGAGCAUGCUUUGCACCUUCGGUUUGCGGAGCAGGCUGGUGGCUGGACGGCUCUUCUGAGCCAAUGCAGGUCGAUUCAUGCAUCGAGAAGGAUUCGAAGAGAUCGAUGCCAAAGUUCAAGUUGUUCUCCUCCACAUGAGCCCAGAAGCGAGGAUGAUGCACGCCAUCAAAACCUUCCAGCGAGGAACCACUCCGACGCACAAAGAUUGGCUGAUGAGAAGACCAGGUUGGAUGGAGCCUACGAGGUCUUUGAGCUCUUCUCGCUCAAGCCCGUCUGCAUCGUUGUCACCAAAGACCUGGCUGUCCCAGACCCUUCAACCAGACACGCGGCCCAGCGCGGGCCGGAAAAAGAUGCUGCACGCUGCAGCUGUGGCCGGCAGGGUGAUGGGACACGAUGCUGGGCAAGGAUCCCGCCCAAGACCGAUCGAUGA